GAAGGAGAGACACAUUUCACGUUAAUAUGUUGGACUCUGCAAAUUUCAAGAGUCAAGAGACCUUGGAACUCCACCCCUAUUAUGUGCAACAAAACUCUAACCUAGUUACUUAUUACUAAUUCUUGUUAACUCAUAUGAUAGUGUCAUAUUAUUCUUCCUUCAAUUCAAGAAACUUUUUGAGAAAACAAUUGGGUGUUUGAAAAGCUGACUUCAGUUCUUGGGAUUCUUGCACUAUAAACACUGCAUUCUUUUGGUGAAUGAGGAGUGGUGUGUAAUUGGUAGUGAAAGUGAGCGAGUAUUACAGCAAUGGAUAUGUUGAUGUUGUGUGCUAAUAUGAAUGGCACUGCACAAUUAGUGGCAAUUAGCAAGGGUAUAAGUAACCAAGAUAGUGCAUUUUGGGGAGUGAAGAUUAACAAGGGGUUUGGCGUUCGCUUUCGGUCUUGCAAGAGCUUUAGAACUCAAGAAAGGGGUAGAAAAGUUAAGAGUGGUGUUGCCUUUUCUGUUCUAACCCGUGAUAUAAACAAAGAGCUUGUGUCAUUUGAAGAAGCAAUGUUUGAGGAGGAGCAUCCAAAGGCAGACCCGAAAACUGUUGCCUCAGUCAUUCUAGGUGGCGGUGCGGGAACUCGUCUUUUUCCUCUUACUAGCAGAAGAGCUAAACCAGCUGUUCCAAUUGGUGGUUGUUACAGGCUAAUUGAUGUACCAAUGAGUAACUGCAUCAACAGUGGCAUACGGAAAAUUUUCAUCUUAACACAGUUCAAUUCCUUUUCCCUCAAUCGUCACCUUGCUCGCACGUAUGAUUUUGGAAAUGGAGUGGGUUUUGGAGAUGGAUUUGUGGAGGUUUUAGCUGCAACCCAGACUCAAGGGGAUGCAGGGAAAAUGUGGUUCCAAGGCACUGCUGAUGCUGUGCGGCAAUUUACAUGGGUAUUUGAGAAUGAGAAGAACAAAAAUGUCGAGCACAUAUUGAUUUUGUCUGGUGACCAUCUUUAUCGAAUGGACUACAUGGACUUUGUUCAGAAGCAUAUUGACACAAAUGCUGAUAUUACAGUUUCAUGUGUUCCAAUGGAUGAUGGUCGAGCUUCAGAUUUUGGAUUGAUGAAAAUUGAUGAAACGGGACGUAUCAUCCAAUUUGCUGAGAAACCAAAAGGCCCUGCUUUGAAGGCAAUGCUAGUUGACACAUCUAUCCUCGGACUAUCUGAGCAAGAGGCAGCCAAGUUUCCUUACAUUGCAUCCAUGGGUGUUUAUGUAUUCAAAACUGAUGUUUUACUAAAACUUCUCAAGUCGGCUUACCCUUCAUGCAAUGACUUUGGCUCUGAAAUCAUCCCUUCUGCUGUUAAGGAUCAUAAUGUCCAGGCAUAUUUGUUUAGUGAUUACUGGGAGGACAUUGGAACAGUGAAGUCUUUCUUUGAUGCCAACUUGGCCCUCACAGAGCAGCCUCCAAAGUUUGACUUCAAUGACCCGAUGACCCCAUUCUACACUUCUCCUAGGUUCUUACCUCCUACAAAAGUUGACAAAUGCAGGAUAGUGGAUGCAAUAAUUUCACAUGGUUGCUUUCUGAGGGAAUGCUCCAUCCAGCACUCUAUAGUUGGUGUGCGAUCACGCUUAGACUAUGGUGUUGAGUUUAAGGAUACCAUGAUGAUGGGUGCAGACUAUUAUCAAACUGAAUCUGAGAUCGCUUCGCUACUAGCAGAAGGAAAGGUUCCAAUAGGGGUCGGACCAAACACCAAGAUACAAAAUUGCAUAAUUGACAAGAAUGCGAAGAUAGGAAAAGAUGUGGUUAUUAUGAACAAGGAAGUAAGUAUCUUUCUUUUGAAGUGUGAAAUCAUCAUAAAAGAGAAUGCAAGUUUAACUGAUGCUUGGAUGAUGCAGGGUGUUGAAGAAGCUGAUAGGUCGGAGGAAGGAUUUUACAUUAGGUCCGGGAUUACUGUCAUAAUGAAGAAUGCAACCAUUAAAGAUGGGACAGUCGUAUGAAAACUUGAAAAGUAGUCUUGCUAGUGGAUCAGGUCGAUCCUCAAAGGAACUAAAAGUAGGCUGGUAUGGUCUAGUGGUAAUAAAGUGCUACUACUAGUCACUUUUCACAUUGUAAGAGCUUUACCUUUCAAGGAUUUAGUACUCCUUCCUAUGUAAAUCGCUCCUUCCAUAUAUGAAACUGAACAUUUAGCUACCUUACAGUAACAGAACAUGAAGUUGUUUACUUUCCACGUUACGUAGUGGACUAAUAACAUCGAUCUCCAAGUGAA
This is a messenger RNA of Lycium barbarum (goji berry), 2237 nucleotides long. RefSeq names its product glucose-1-phosphate adenylyltransferase large subunit 2, chloroplastic/amyloplastic. The transcript has 14 exons. Gene Ontology annotation, molecular function: glucose-1-phosphate adenylyltransferase activity. The coding region runs from base 307 to 1968 and encodes 553 amino acids. NCBI's taxonomy places the organism in Eukaryota, Viridiplantae, Streptophyta, Magnoliopsida, Solanales, Solanaceae. The record is from RefSeq and is a predicted model, not a curated record. Gene Ontology annotation, biological process: glycogen biosynthetic process.